GCCGCUCCUGCAGCCGCGGCCGCUGCCAGUGCCGGGAGCUCCAUGGGCUUCUCCUGCGCGCCGCCGCGUGUCUGGCCGAGCCCAGGGAGCCGCGGCGUCGCGUGCUGGGGAGCCAUCGCUGCAGCCCGAGGCCGGGUCCCGGGUCGGGGGCUGCUAGGGGAGGCCACGGCGGCGGCGAAGGGAGCCCCACCGGAGGCCUGGGACUGGGAAACUGCCUCCGGCUUCACGAUGCCAGUAUGGACAGAAUAGUUUAUGAUGCUUAUCCCCACCCACCACUUCCGAGACAUUGAGCGGAAACCAGAAUACCUCCAGCCGGAGAAGUGCGUCCCACCUCCCCACCCCAGUCCUGUGGGAACCAUGUGGUUUAUCCGAGACGGCUGUGGCAUCGCCUGUGCCAUUGUCACCUGGUUUCUGGUCCUCUAUGCAGAGUUUGUGGUCCUCUUUGUCAUGCUGAUUCCAUCCCGAGACUACGUGUACAGCAUCAUCAAUGGAAUUGUGUUCAACCUGCUGGCCUUCUUGGCCCUGGCUUCGCACUGCCGGGCCAUGCUGACGGACCCCGGGGCGGUGCCCAAAGGAAAUGCCACGAAGGAAUUCAUCGAGAGCUUACAGCUGAAGCCCGGGCAGGUGGUGUACAAGUGCCCCAAGUGCUGCAGCAUCAAGCCCGACCGGGCCCACCACUGCAGCGUGUGCAAGCGGUGCAUCCGGAAGAUGGACCACCACUGUCCCUGGGUCAAUAACUGUGUUGGCGAGAACAACCAGAAGUACUUCGUCCUGUUUACAAUGUACAUAGCUCUCAUUUCCUUGCACGCCCUCAUCAUGGUGGGAUUCCACUUCCUGCAUUGCUUUGAAGAAGAUUGGACAAAGUGCAGCUCCUUCUCGCCACCCACCACCGUGAUCCUGCUCAUCCUGCUGUGCUUCGAAGGGCUGCUCUUCCUCAUUUUCACGUCGGUGAUGUUUGGGACCCAGGUGCACUCCAUCUGCACAGACGAGACGGCCAUUGAGCGCCUGAAGCGAAAGCAGCAGCCCAGGGAGCGCACGGGCAGCUGGAAGACCAUCAAGGACACCUUUGGUGGGGGCUUCUCCCUGAGCUGGCUCAGCCCCUUCUCCAGACCAUGGCACCCAGAGCCAGGCAGCGACAGGGACGGCUGGGUGCGGCAGGUGUCGUCGCUGUCAGACACCGAUCACAUGGAAAGCACGGAGGAGCAGUCAGAGGAGAGGAAGGACGAGGACUCUGUGGAGGUGACUGACGAGUGAUGCUGCUGCGGAGGCCAGACGCGGACGCCCUGCCCUCCCGUAGGGCCGGGGCAGGCCAUCCCCCCUCACCCCCGCCCCUCAGGUCACUCACCACGGUCACCCAUCGUCACCUCUGCAACACUUGCUCUGUGGAGGGCCUCCAUGCUGCGCCAGGGCUGGGGUGGCCGUGGGAUGUAGGAGCAGGAAGAAAACUUCCAUGAAGUUCCUCGAAGAAGAAUCUGCCCAGAGAGGGCUUGUCAGCCUGCCCCGGCUGGGCCAGCCGAGGAGGCGCUGAACAGGGCCGCCCAGGGGCAGAAAGGAACUUGCCUUCGACUUUUCUUGGGGUAUCUGUCUUUUCUUGGGAAGCUGAGGGCCUGGCGUCUGGCUUUUAAGAUCUAGGCAUGCCUCCGUUCUGGCAGGAUAGGGCAAGCUGGCCCUCGAGGUUGGGGUGGACACUGACCUCAGGAGACACUGGCCAGGGGAGGCUGAGAGGGGCCGCUUGCUCCCUGGAAGGCUCCCCUUGCUGCGUGACUGAACGUCAGGGGGAAGGCCCUAGGCCAGGCUGGGCUUGGGAGAGGACCCCAACACUGGGACACACGCAGAGGUGCAGCCCCGCCAGGCUGUCAAGCCUGAAGUGUGACUUAGCACCCAGCGUAGCUCCCCUUUUUGACGCUAGAAUCUUCACUGAGUCACAGCACCAAGCUACCGAUCUGCCCCUCUGCGAGGCUCGGUGGGGUGGACGUCAGUAGGGACUCUCCGACCUCCCCUGUGAGAACGGCACUUUGAUUUUCCCUCCCGGAGAGAGUCUAGCAGUACACAUGUGCAAGACUGAGCAGAGUUCCUGCAUGUGUGUUCCCGUCAGUUCGCCCAAGAUAGUGCCCAUGUCGUCUCUGAAAGGUCAGGUGGCAGCCAAGGCCUACAAACUGGUGAACUGUGAAGACAGACAAGAGAAGACACUCCCCGCCCCCUCCCACACGCACUGUCAGGAUGAACCCGGUCAUUUCAUUUGAAGCAUGAGGGGUCUACCACUAUGACUGAAGGUCCAAGCAGGGACUUAGAGGCCCAAAACUCCUUUCCAAUGGUUGCUGAAGCACCAUUUCCAUGGGCAGAUUUGUGCAACAGUUGGUAUAAGAAUGGCUUCCCUACCCCAACCCAGGCCUAAGCCUUUGCUCUGCUCUUUAGCCUACUGCCCCAGGUUGGUGGGGGCUCAGGCACCCGGACCAAGCCUGCCUGCACCAGGUCUUUGUUUCAGGGCCCCUCUGGACCGACGAGCAUGGUCCUGGUCCAGAGGCACCUACCGCCCCAGCUCAAAGGGAGAAGUUCGGUGUCUGGAGGCAAAUUCCAGGCUAUGUGGGAAGGAGGGGUGUGGUGGCAGCGGGGGUGAGAGGGAGCCAGGCUGUGUGGAAGGAGGGCUGUGGUGGCAGCGGGGGUGAGGGGGAGCCAGGCAAAGACCUCAUGCUCGGAUGAUGUCCUUGGAGGCUCUGGGAAGGGCAAGGUGCUCUCAGACCACUGGUCUUCAGUGAUGGCCCACAGGGCUCCUGGCUUAAUUCUCAAAGGGGCCAGUGUUCACACAGCCACCUCUGCUGCUCCUGCCCAGAAUUUUCUGCCCCACAAGUGGCUCACUGGACCCCAGAAUUAACAGAGCAGCCAGAAAGGCACCAGCUUCCACACACAGGCCAGGCCACAGAGCCAUUUUCUUGGUUCAUAUCAGCUUUACUAUUCACUAAGGACACUGUAAGGGCCCUGGCCAGCUCUGGAGCCCAUCAGCUUGCUGUCUGCCCCCACUAGGAGAGAGCUGGCUACUAUGGCAGUCUGCCAUUUGUUGAACCAGCCCAGCAGGCAGCCCCAGGGUGCCAGCAUGGCAAAGAGACUACCUGGGAAUGAAAGGGUGCCGCCUGCUGGAGUCCUCCAGGUGCAGCAACAAGCAGGGGGAAGAGGCCUCACUGCUCACUUUGCUGACAGUCAGUCAGCUGAGUUCGGGCCGAGGUGAGAGGUGUGUGCAGAACCACAUGCCCUUGAGGAAGGGGGCCAGCUGGCCUGAAGGUUGUGUUUUCAGAUUGGCUGGUGGGGAGGCAUUUUACCUGCACGGAGUCACUGGCCCUGCCACCUCACUGCGCCCACUCCAGGUGAGACCUCAGCCACACCAGACCCCACUCAGGGAAGGGCUGGACUUGGCCCUGCCAGGCUGUGUGGGCGACAACUCAGCCCUGAGCCUGAUGUCCUCACACAAGAGACACCAGCAGGUCACGUCCGAGGCAGAUGACUGCAUAACCUGCUUAGCCUCCCACAGUACUACACUGACAGCAAUACAAGGGCCUUCCGGGGUGGGUGGCAGCAUGAACAUUUGCCUCUUUGAAUAAAGCUCUUUGCCUGA
This is a messenger RNA of Condylura cristata (star-nosed mole), 3607 nucleotides long. RefSeq names its product zinc finger, DHHC-type containing 3 (gene ZDHHC3). Gene Ontology annotation, cellular component: Golgi apparatus; endoplasmic reticulum. The record is from RefSeq and is a predicted model, not a curated record. The transcript is spliced from 7 exons. Gene Ontology annotation, biological process: protein targeting to membrane; peptidyl-L-cysteine S-palmitoylation. The coding region runs from base 253 to 1254 and encodes 333 amino acids. Gene Ontology annotation, molecular function: protein-cysteine S-palmitoyltransferase activity. NCBI's taxonomy places the organism in Eukaryota, Metazoa, Chordata, Mammalia, Eulipotyphla, Talpidae.